Molecule: messenger RNA, 6933 nt
Organism: Zootoca vivipara (common lizard)
Lineage: Eukaryota; Metazoa; Chordata; Lepidosauria; Squamata; Lacertidae
Source: RefSeq, a predicted model, not a curated record
AAUAAAAAUCCUGGGAACUUUAGUUUUCCUAGCCCAGAGCUACAGUCCCCAGCAUCCUUAAGAACCUAUAGUUCUCAGGAUUUCUGUGUGGUUUAAAUGGGUGCUGUGCAUGCAAGUAACCCCAUUAGCUGUUAUCAUUUCACUCCUCAUCAACAAUCAUUUACUUCCAGAGUUUGCUGAAACUGCGCAACUGCUAUCUAGUUACAGAGGUCAGCCUUCAUAUUUGCCCUGUUUCUCUAACACCAGCCGCCUCUUUGAAUCUCCCGAAUAAGAACCAGAGUUGGAAGUAGAUCUCAUCGGUUUCCAACAAAAUUGGCACAUAGAAGACGGGACCGUUCAGUUGUUGUGUUUUUCUCAGGCAUGCUGAGUCUUGGGUUCCUUCUGACUUUUCAAUUAUAAAUUAGUUUUGUAGCAGACUGCAUCCCAAAGGCUCAGGCAGAGAAUGCAGAAGAGAAAAGUCAUGGCUUAUUCCGAAAGCAAAAAAAUAUUAUUUGGCCUAAUGGCAGGGGCUGCUGGAAUAACCUUGGGCCUCAUUUGGUAUCGAAAGACACAGAAAUGCAGUAAAGCCACGUACUUGCCUACCUUUUUGAAUUCAGAGGGCAGUUUUGACUUGGUGAAUUUUCCACAUGAAACUCAUAAUGAACAAGGAACCAUGAUGCUAUUGCAAGGAAGGCAGCUUCAGGUACUGGAAAAAAUGAAUGGUUUAAUGGAAACUGUGGAAGAACUUAAAAGAGAAGUAAAAUUUCUGAAAGAAGCAAUUCCAAAGUUGGAAGAACUCGUUCGGGAUGAACUCCAGGGGAGAACAGAUUCUCGCAGGAGCAGCCCUUUGCACAGAGGAACAAAGAAGAGGAAGACUGAGACUGGCCAAGUUGUGUCAGAUACCAACAGUUCUGAAGAAGCAGAAAGUGAAGGCGGCUACAUUACAGCUCAUACUGACACUGAAGGAGAAUCUGAGGAAGAAAAAGGAUGGAUCAGUUCUUCCACAUCUCCUCUGGAACCUGAAGAGAAGAUAGAAUUAUUUAAUCUCCUACAGAAUGCGGACAGGUUGCAUUGUGGUUCAGACAAUGAGAAAAUGGAGAGCUUCAAACUGCUGCUUGAAAAUGAGGAAAAGUAUAGAAAUCAUACUGGCUUUCUUUGGAGGCUUGCCCGAGCUUAUGGAGACAUGUUUGCAAUAACCACAGAGGCUGAAGAAAAAAAGAACUAUGCUUCCAAAGGUAAGCUUGUGAGUGAAAAUGCUGUAAACCUGGAUCCAUCAAGUGCUGAGAGUCACCAGUGGUUUGCAAUGAUGUGUGGCUACAUGUCUCAGUUUGAAAGUGUGCAGAACAAAAUCAGGAAUGGCUAUCUCUUUAAGGAGCAUCUAGACAAAGCUAUUGAGCUUAAGCCACAAGACCCCCUUUUAUAUUAUCUAACUGGAAGAUGGUGCUAUGAAGUGGCUCAGUUGUCUUGGAUUGAGAAAAAAGUAGCUGCUGCUCUUUUUGGGACUCCGCCAACUUCAACAAUUCAUGAAGCUUUGCAGAAUUUUCUUAAGGCUGAAGAAAUACAACCUGGAUAUUCGAAACACAAUUAUGUCUAUUUGGCAAAGUGCUACAAAGAUCUUGGCCAGAGGACCAAUGCGCUGAAGUUCUGUGAAACUGCAUCAUCAAUCCUGUCAGUCACCAAAGAGGAUAAAGAGGCUGAUGAAGAUUUAGAAACAUUGCUUCCGUCCCUGAGACUGUGAACCAAACAACAACAAGCACUUUUAGUUAUGUUUUUGAAUGAUACUGUGAAAGGCAUCUGGGAACCCAGAUCCAAGUUCUGAAAGCACACAUAUGUGGGUCUUGUGGAGUUCAGUGGGGUUUAUAGCCAUGGAAGGCUUAGAAUUUGGGAAAACAGGGCUGAGAUGAUACUAAAGGGUUGUAUCUAAGGCUGGCUUUGAUCUGGUGGAAAGCACUUCCACUCGCACAAGAUGAUGCACCCAGAUUCACCAGUUACCUACUGUUGUGUCCUCUGCCUAUCCCAUAAUGUUUCAGAGGGUUUCCCAACCCACGGGAGAAGCUUUUGAGGAGGCAGGUGGGGGGGGAGGGGGUAUGGAACACUGCAGUGGAUACGGGUGGGAUAGGCAAAAAUAAUGUGCCUCUCAUGUGCAAGCAGAAGCGUUUUCCAUUAUUACUACAAAGCCACUGCUCGGUGCAAACCGGUGAUGGAAAUCCCAAUAAUAAAGUCAAGGGGCGGAUGGAUCUGUCAAUUUCAGUUUUCUAAGUUUCUCAUUUUUCCAGUCUUAAAUUCAGUUCUCCACAUUGUGGCAGCACCCUGCAGGAUCCCCUCCAGUUUUAAAUACUCAUGAGAGUUUGCCAGCAUUUUGGUGUGAAUUUCUCCUCAUAAACACAAUUUUGUAUGCAUAAUUUUGACUAGCAUGGGUACUUUGGGAAGCAAUUUUCCCCAAUACAUUUAUGUAUGUUAUGUUAACUAAUACUCAUUUCUAUGCACACUUUCUCCUAACGUAUGCAUUUUUUUGUAAUAUAUUGUGCAGUUGGAAAACUGCACUGCAAAAUUAAUAGAAUUGCUAAUUUUGAAGGAUGGCUGUGUUUCGAUUCUCCUGUUGUUCCACAAAAUGCAAUUUAGGUAUGUUCCCCUUUAAAUGUGAACUGAAUCUAAUUUCUUCCCCAACCCUAAUGAAGUCUGAAACCCCAGGGGAAAAAAAUCAUUGGACUGGAUUACUUCAAGCCCAUUAAGAAUGUAGCAGUUGCUCAUGUGCAGCAGGAAUCUUAUGCCUGCAUUAACACACUUCUUUACACUAGACACCCAUUCGGGCACAUAUUGUUGGUUAUGCUGUAAAAGAAUUAUCAGUCCACUAGUGGAGUCCAAUCAUGUGAAUGUUUACUGAGAAGUAAAACAUUGCCAUAUGCCUCAGGCAUUGCCCUGUUUUGACUGGGCUGAAGUGCUGCUAACUCUGGAGUUGGUUUUAGUUUAAAUACUGGUGUUUUCCCCCUCCUUGGCAACAUAUAUUCUUGGGCUCUCUGUAGCAGAACACAUCCGUGAUCACCUCAUUCCUUUUACAGACUUAAUUUGCAAUGAAUAAGUUGUGAAUCGGGGCCCUUAGGUGAAUGUCGCCAAGGAAAUUGGAACAUGGAAAUCAUGCAUUUGUCUCUCUAAACAAAUUAUAGUAAUUGUCUCUACUAGUUUUUUUUAAGACUUUGCUGGGAAUCUCCAAACAUAAAAUCCACUGCUGGCAAUGGAUUUCUUGAUGGUCAUUAAUCGUCCUGAGAGUGACUAGGAAGCUAGUCUUCGUUGCCUACACAGGCAUGGAAGGUAAAAUUAUGUAGCCAGUGUGGUGUAGUGGUUAAGAGCGGUAGACUCAUAAUCUGGGGAACCGGGUUCACGUCUCCGCUCCUCCACAUGCAGCUGCUGGGUGACCUUGGGCUAGUCACACUUCUCUUAAGUCUCUCAGCCCCACCCACCUCACAGGGUGCCUGUUGUGGGGGAGGAGGGGAAAGGAGAUUGUUAGCCGCUUUGAGACUCCUUCGGGUAGUGAUAAAGCGGGAUAUCCAAUCCAAACUCUUCUUCUCUUGGAAAGUAUGUAAGUUGUGGGAGAAUUGCUCUUUGGGGCUGUUAUUUUAAUCUCUGGAUUUUAAAUAGAAAUAUAUUUUAUAAAUCAUGUAUUUACACAUUAUGCUGUUCUUGAAACAUCUGAAAUUGAAAUAUUAAAUGAGUUUUGAUGGAAUUGCCUGCUGUGGUAGUAUAUUUCUAUAUGCAUAGUGGCAAAGUGAGUUGCUUCAAGGCACUGCUUCUGGUGUGAAGUCUAUGCGUAUUGGAGAAGGAACCUGAAACGUGGGCAGCAUAAAGAGUCUGGAGAGUUUCAAGUCAUAGCAGUGAAGCUUCAGUUGUCCUCACCCCUUCCCAGUUUCCACCUGCCCAAAUCCACUUAUAUAAACAGUUUAAUACAGGCAAUUUGUUGCAAUCUGGGCAUCUGACCAAUUCUUGUUUGGAUCUAUGAUUAGAUAUUCCUUUCAGACUUCCCAGCAUCAAACUUUGUCUUCCAUAGGCAACAACUAUCUUACUAAAUAAAUGCAUUUGUAUAUUUGAUAUCUUUCAAGAGAAAUAGAUGGUCCUGAUGUAAAUUUUUACUAUCCCAUCUGUGGUGGUGUUCCUAUAGCGGAGGUGGUGUUGCAACAAAAUUGUGCACACUCCAGAAUGUCCAAACCUUUAAAAUAUAGCUUUAAAGGCCCAUUUCCCCCUUCAGCACUCUACUCUGCUUCUUAUCCACAUUGCUAUUGAUUGCUUCUGCUUUGGUUUAUCAACCAAGCUUGUGUCAUGUCUACUGUUUCUGCUUCCUCCCAGUCACCUUCUGGAGGGAUGACUGCUUAGAAAGGGAGAAUAUGGAAUAUUUUCUUGAACAUGCACUUCCUGUCUCAUCUCUUUCUCUAGCUGAAUAAACUGUGUACGCACAUCCCUAUCCCUACCCCCCCCCAAACAAUCCUGGGAACUAUAGUUUGAGGGUGCUGUGAAUGAUAGCUGUGAUGAUUCAGCCGCUGGAAAACAUGCUUUUAUCCAUAGAUCUCAGGGCGGUUCACAACAUCAAAUUACAACGCUAAGUAGAGAAAGUCCACCUUUCCCAAUGCUGACUCGCCUGUCAUAGCUGGGGCCGAUUUGCAUAUGUAGCUUGCUAAAGUAGAACAGAUUGCUUUUUUACAAAUACUGCUCAAAGCCGCAAACAAUUCUGGCACUGAUAGGUUUCAUGUUUACAUAAUGCUGAAAAUAGUUCCCUGUUAUAUUCUAUGCCUAACACAAUAAUGUUACGUGUUUUCACAGCUAAUUGAGACUUGCUACAAUAAGCUAGCAAGCAUUAUUUUCCAUACAUUCCAGAAGCUUCUGGCAUCCAUUUUGUGCCAUCUUUCUGUGUGAUUUUGCCUCCUAGGGAUGAUGGCUUAGCCACAAAACUAAUCUAAAAAGGGGGAGGGAAGGAACGAGCCAGCACCAUUUCACUUAUGCAUGUUUAAUAUGCAGGCUGUACCGCUCUCCUUCUCUUAGAAGCAAAAUAAUCUGAACCACUUAUUUGCUGAGCCACCCAGAAAACAGUUGUGCUGCCUCCCUGCUCUUUCUUGCCAAACCUAAUGUAAUCUUAAACUUGUGAGCUACCCAGCCAAGUUUUGAGCGACUUAGUACGUGGUUUUUAUGCCAAGCAGACAGGCAAACCACUCAGCAGUGACCACAAGCUUAUCAAUAAGCUAUACCUGACACAAAAGAGUCCCAGGGGCAGGAAGAAGAGCCAUAAUUCCCAAAGGUUGCUUGACUUUCACAUCCUUAUGUGCUCUGAUUACACAUACGUUUAUGUGCGUUUGUGCACAUGUGUGUGUGUAUAUAUAUAGAUAUAGGUAGAUAGAGGAUAUUAAAAAGUAAAGGGUCUGCAUUACUUUUUCCCUUUCGUGUUUACUUUAUAUGGUCAGUUUAUUUUGUAAUUAGACCAUUUCCCUAUACCACAUGGGUCAUGCAAGGGAGCUGAUGCUAUACAGUACAUGUGGGGAUUUUGUAGAGUGUUAACAAUGCUUACUAUACUUUAUUGAUCAUAGGAUAAAUGGCUAGUUCUUGCUGCAUGGUAUUUGCAUAGGCUGUUUUAGCACAGCUCCUCUUGUGACACGUUCUGAAGUUGUCUUAGGAACUUGCAUAGGCUAAAAGAUAGUAAAACAAUGGCUAUAAAUGGCUCUGUUUAAAACUCCCAUUAUCAGGAAGAGGAGAAACAUAAUAUCACUCUCUAAGGAAACUGGUCUUGUCAUUUGAAAUAUUUACACUCGAUGAUGGAAAGCAGACUCCAAUAAAUUGCAGAAGAAACCCCAUUUUGUGCUUUUUAAUACUCCCCUGGCAGAAAAAGUUCCUACCAUAUGAUAUGGAAGCAAUCUACCAUGUCAGUCAUACAAAGGAAUGUGUUAACAGCUCACACACAGCAUUUAUGGGUUUGGCAAAAUGCAUUUCUUACACAUAUGUCAUUUGCCAGUGUUCUAUUAAUGGAAAUAAAUAUUAUAGCUUAGGGAUAUUUAGCCAUCUUUUUAUUUUAUGCCUAAACAUUACUGCUUUGUCCAAAUCACCACUCAAAGUAACUCAUACCGCAGGGUCCAGCAAGGGGAGAUCUGUGGGUACUAUUGAUAUUAUUACGCAUUGCAAUGGUCACAUAGUUCCUAUUGAUCUUGAUAAGCGUACACCUCCAUGCAUUUAAAAUACGUUCUUUCCCCUGAAAAUUCCUGGGAUUUGUAGUUUAUUCCUCACACCCUCUAAACAAACUACAGCUUCCCGCUUUCUCCAUGGGGAAGCAACAUGCUUUAAAUGUAUGGCUAAUGCACAGGCAUAAUGCAGAUAAAAGUACACAUUCCCAGGUGCCAACAAAUCCAAUUGCCAGGCGAACACUGGUGGACUGGCCCUCCCUGUUCUGGUGGGUAAUAAUGAGGCUUUUAAGUUUUAUUGUUGCUUGUCUGUGAUGAUUAGACUAAAUUGAAAGGGUGAAAAUCACUCUGUAGGAAAGGGGCAGGGAACCUGUGGCCGUCUGGAUGUUGACGGGAGUUGGAAUCCAAUAAAAUCCAGAGGAAGGGAUAUUUUCCCUCUUUGCUGCGAGAUAAUACUUAUUGAGACUGGGAAAAUAAAGAGGGCUGGUGCUUUCAGUUUUUUUGUAGUGGCGAUUGCAAGGGACUAAAUGCCAAAUCUGAAGAAAUUUGAAAUAGGAGAGGUUGGGUACUUUUUUUUGAAGGGAUUCCUACUUCGGAUUAGUAAUUUAAACUUUGCAGGUUUGUUUGCAUUUUGAACACUAGCACCAAUAUGGUAAUGCAGCCCCACUAUGGAAAGGGCACUAAACACCUUGUCCACUAUGAUACUGCUCCCAGUAUUUCCAUUUUUGUACUAGCACUGCCAGCUGCUGUGUGCACAUACUCUAGGAGUGCUAUACGAAGAGAGAGUUGUAGUUGUAGAAAC